GCUAUCUCCCUCCUCCUCCUGCUCGUCGUCUCGCUUCGCCGCCGUUUGGAUUGGAUUGGACUGCACCUCGUCGCGCCUCUCCGGUGGCUUCGCUUCGCUCCGGCGGGAGAAAUUUACUCAACUGCCCUGCCCACCGCUCGCCUCUCCUCUACAAAUACUGCUGCCUCCCACCGGCCGGCGUCAUCCUCUAGAAGAUUCUCCCGCAACCGCCAAAAAGAUCCCCUUGGAUUCGACGGCCCGCCCAUUCGCCAUCACCACCUGUGGUCAUCGCCGAGCUGAGCUUUGCCUCUGCCUCUCUAUCGCCGCCGCCUCCCUCAGCCGCCCUAGUGGACGACGUCGCUAUGGGGGAACCCGCGUAGGCGGCGGCACCUCGCCGCCGUGGGGGAUGGAGGAGGAAGACAUGGAGGAGGGCGUGGGCGAGAGCUCGGGACCAUCUCCCCGGGCCGCCGCCGCCUCCGCCGCCGCGGGACUCGGUUAUGGUUCCGGCGGUGGUGGCGGCGGCGGCGGCGGCUUUAGCACGCACGGGAACAUUAGCAAGGCCAUCUACGACCGCCUUGUGGCGAUUGGCAACGAGGAGGCCAUCUCCAACCCCUCCUUACGCCUUGAGCUCGACGAACACAUCGAGCGGUUGCCGACAAGCUACUCGAUCGAUCUGGAUGUCAACAAGCCAGAGGAAGUGCUGCUGCACCGGAGGAUCCUUGCCGACUGUGCCGACCCUGACAAGCGCCCAAUCUUCCAUGCCCGCUUCUUACGGGUAGAGUCUGGAUCAACUCCAAGAGAAAACGGUAAUGGUGGGGGCUUUCUCCCAGUCAAUUUGAGAGAUGAUGAAUUCACAGAAUCUGAGCCAUAUGAAAGGAUGAUGGAAGACCUGAGUUUAGAGAGAGGAAAAGGUGGGGAUGACUUUGAAGCCAUCUCUGCUAGAAGGGACCCAAAAGACAUCCUUGUUCAUGAAAUUAUUUUUUCUUCCAAUGACAAGCCAAAGCUCCUCAGUAAGCUAUCUGCGUUACUAUCUGAAAUUGGGUUGAACAUUCGUGAAGCUCAUGUGUUCUCAACGACAGAUGGCUUUUGCCUUGAUGUGUUUGUUGUUGAUGGCUGGGAUACAGAGGAGACAGAUGGUUUGCUGCAGAAGCUGAAAGAGGCAGAGGCACACAGCCAUGGCUCAUUGUCUAAUUCCACAAAUUCUUCAGCAUCAGAGAAAGUUCUAGAGCUGCAGGAAAAGAUUGGAGAUUCUGAUUUCGACAGGACUUUGCUGCAAAUUGGGAAGAAGAUUGCAUCUGGAUCAUCUGGGGAUUUAUAUCGAGGAACUUAUCUUGGUGUGGACGUUGCAGUAAAAUUUCUUAAAUCUGAGCAUGUUAAUGAGUCUUCAAAAGUGGAGUUCUUGCAAGAAAUAAUGAUUUUAAAGAGUGUUGAUCAUGACAAUGUUGUCCAAUUUUACGGAGCUUGCACAAAGCAUCGAAAGUAUCUCAUUGUAACAGAGUACAUGUCGGGAGGUAAUCUGUAUGAUUUCCUUCAUAAGCAAAACAAUACUUUGGAGCUUCCUGUUGUUCUUAGGAUUGCUAUUGGUAUCUCAAAAGGAAUGGAUUAUUUGCACCAGAAUAAUAUCAUCCAUAGAGACUUGAAGACUGCCAAUUUGUUAAUUGGCUCUGGUCAAGUCGUGAAGAUUGCGGACUUUGGUGUCUCUCGGCUCCGAUCUCAAGGGGGAGACAUGACUGCUGAAACUGGCACAUAUAGGUGGAUGGCACCUGAGGUAAUAAACCAUAAGCCUUAUGACCAUAAAGCAGACAUCUUUAGCUUCGCUAUUGUUCUAUGGGAGUUGGUCACUUCUAAGAUACCAUACGAAAAUCUUACACCUUUGCAAGCUGCGCUGGGAGUAAGGCAGGGAAUGCGCAUGGAGAUCCCACCACGGGUUCAUCCGAGACUGUCCAACCUGAUUCAACGGUGUUGGGAUGAAAAUCCUCAUGUGCGACCAGUUUUCUCGGAGAUUACUGUAGAACUCGAAGAUAUCUUACGCUAUGUUCAGGUGCCCAAGGCCGGAAGUCGACAUCCCAAAGCAAAGAUUCAGAAGAAAUCACCGCGAUAAUAUUUACAUGGGUUCGUUAUGGCCUUUUGUGAAACAGCUUAGAGGUUUUCUUCCAAAUUACCAGGCUACGGUUUGUUGCUAGCGGCCCAGCACGGCAGCAUAGAAAUGAUUCUGUAUAUAUGUCAGAUGCUUGCCUGUAUAAUAUUUUUUACACUUGUGCCUGAUGGUAUGAGUUUUCUGAUUUUGUCAUAUAAUGCUUACUAGAAGAACACUAAAUUUGGAAUGUGGAACAAGGCGGCAUCCAUUGAAAAAUAUAAUAUAGGUCUUGCAGUUUU
Molecule: messenger RNA, 2355 nt
Organism: Oryza brachyantha (malo sina)
Lineage: Eukaryota; Viridiplantae; Streptophyta; Magnoliopsida; Poales; Poaceae
Product: serine/threonine-protein kinase STY8-like
Exons: 15
Coding region: 386-2080 (564 amino acids)
Biological process (GO): protein phosphorylation
Molecular function (GO): ATP binding; protein kinase activity
Source: RefSeq, a predicted model, not a curated record